UGCGACUCUGGAAAAUGCAUCCGCAGCCAUGUCAACCUCACAAAGACGCGCAACAUGCUUGCCAUGGUCAUGAAAGCGGGUGUCCCCCGUAACAAAAUAUUCGUUGGUGAGGCCAGCUACAGCAGGAGCUUCCACAUGGCCAAGGACGGCUGGUGGGAGGCAGUGUGCGACUUCACGGGCACGCUCACGCAAUCAGACCCGUCACCGGGCAAGUGCGCAAAGACGGCCGGCUAUUUUGGAUAUGCCGAGGUC
Molecule: messenger RNA, 252 nt
Organism: Canariomyces notabilis
Lineage: Eukaryota; Fungi; Ascomycota; Sordariomycetes; Sordariales; Chaetomiaceae
Product: glycoside hydrolase family 18 protein
Exons: 1
Source: RefSeq, a predicted model, not a curated record